AAGGACAGCUGUGUGUGGGGGGUCCUUUCUCUCCGGUCGGGUUUCAAACGGCUUCAUUACCGCCUCUAUUCGCGCACUCGUUAGGGUACAUCAUAAUGAGGUUCUGCGUCUUAUAUAGUGCCCUAAAUAUGUGGGAAUUGUCGCAUUGGAAAUCACCGGGACGUUAAGUAACAAUUCUAUUCAUUUUGUAUAGGGAUGUUUAUAUAUUAUUUAUAAGUGUUGUUUAUCAAGCACGUGCGCUGGCAAAUUCAUAAUUAAUCACUUAUUAUUUUUUCACUAUAUCGUAGUUUAAAAACUUUUAAAUGUCCCCCUAGUUGCUGCCAUGUCCCCUUUGCCCCACAUUUUCUGAAAGGGGGAAGCUGUUUAUCUGUCACCGGCUCUGUGUGUGUGUGUGUGUCUGUGUGUGUGUUCAGCACUCGAUACAAAUUAAUCCUAAUUAUACACAUUAAUAACAUUGUUAAUAAUGCGGUUAUUCCACUCGGAGCUGUGGGGAGUGUGUGUGGAGUUGAUCACCUCUACACCCUGUACUGUAGUUUUAGGCGCAGUUACAGUUUCACUUUUGUACCUGUUCGGCAGCAGCAAAGCUCAGGUGCCAGUGUUGUUGUGUGCUGAUGGAUUGCGGGCGUUCUUACACACCCACUGCCCCGUUGUUUUGGAGAAGUUUUGCCCUACGCCCUGGUGCUGGGGCGGCCGAGUGCAGACGCUCGUACGUGUCUUCAUCAAGUCCUGCCCUGCUGUCACGUAUCGCAAUGAGAUGAUCAGAACAGGUGAUGGCGGUCAGCUCUCUCUAGACUGGGCAGAUAACCCAGAUAGCGCAAACUACCCACAAUCCUCCUCUCGUCCUACGGUGCUAAUCCUGCCCGGGCUGACAGGAAACAGCCAGCAGACAUAUGUCCUGCACAUGGUCCAGCAAGCCGUACGACAUGGAUACAGGUGUGUGGUGAUGAACAACCGGGGUUUCGGAGGAGAAGAGUUGCUGACACCUCUUACGUUCUGUGCUGCUAAUACUCAAGAUGUGGAAACGGCUGUCAAUCACGUGAAAGAGCUUUACCCACAAGCCCCUCUGCUCGGAGCUGGGGUGUCUCUUGGGGGGAUGCUGUUGCUGAAUUAUCUGGCACGUAAAGGCCGUGACUCGAGGAUGAUCGCCGGUCUCACCCUGUCCGUGAGCUGGAACUCGUUCGAAUCAUCCAAAUCGCUGGAGCAGCCAAUCAACAAGCUGCUUUUUAAUCGCCACCUCACCAGUAACCUGUGCCACGCCAUCAGCAGACACAGAAAGAUCCUGGAGAAGGUGAUAGACAUAGACCACGUGUUAAAGGCUCGUACCAUUCGGGAGUUUGAUGAGCGCUUCACGUCUGUGAUGUUCGGCUACAAGUCAUGCAGUGAUUAUUAUCAAGACGCCAGUCCGGGUUACAAACUGCCCCAGAUGGCUGUCCCUGUGCUGUGCCUCAACGCCGCUGAUGAUCCCUUCUCCCCAGAACAUGCCUUCCCAGUAGCUCAGGCUCAGCGCUCGCCGAACGUGGCUCUCUUGGUGACAUCACACGGAGGACACAUCGGCUUCCUCGAGGGUCUUUUCCCGCACGGCGAAGGUUACAUGGAUCGAGUGUUCAGUCAGUUCGUCCGAGCCGCAUUCGAGCACCAGGAGGACCUGAAGGAAGCCUGCAGCAGCAACAGCAGCAGUGACAAGUAGCACAAACAUCACAGCAGCUCUCAUUCACAUAGGAUUUAAUUAACCAUCAGUAUACCUCUCUGGUUUAGAUUUCAGGUAACAAAACCUCAAUAGAGGGAAGUUUCACUUAAAUGCUCUUCAAUGAAGGUCACUCAGAGGUGAUAUCUUAAUUUAAAAGUUUGUUAUUAAUAUAAAUCUAAAUUUAGACAGAAAAAUAAACAUGCACAAUAUUUUUAUUUAUUUACCCCAUAAGGCGUUUUAAUGUCCAAAAUCUGCAUCUUUUUAUUUUCAUAUAAAUUUAUAUGUUGCACGGCUUUUAUUUUUUUCCCCAGUCGACCAGUAAUACAAAAAAAGUCAAAUAAUCAUCUUGAAAAUAAAUAAAUAAAUGAAUAAAUAAAUAAAUAAAUAAAUGAAUAAAAAAUUCGACAGUUUUAUAAAGUUUGCUAAAUUCCGAUACCAGCAAAGAACACAACUUCAAUUAGCAUUUUUUUUUCUUUCCCCCAAUGCUGCACAGUUAAUAAAAGCAAAAUAAUGAAUUCAUCCAGUUCUUCUUAAGAAUUCGUCCAAAUCAAUUUUCAGAAAAUCUAGACCAGAGCUAUUUUUACCUCUUAGCCGAACAUUCCAGCAUAUCUGUGAUGAAGCACAAGCAUGAACAUGUUUUUAGGUGAAAUUUCCCUGUAGUAUUAGUAAGUAGACUAGAUAGGAAUAGAAACAAUUUUUUACAUUUAUUCUAAAUAUAACAAUAAUUGGCAAUCGUUAUUGUCCUUUAUUUAUCCCUUCAUGUCAGUAUAUCAGAAAGAUUUUUUUUAUUUUUAUUUUUAAAUGAAAUGAUGAUGAAUGUUCUCAUCCAGUACUUGAAACUAUCGCAUCAACCUUUCCAAUCUGGAAAAACUUGACAAGGCUGAUUUAAACCUUUUAUGUCCAUCGUUAUUAAACAUGGGUUAUUAUAACACGUGCAAUUUUGCACUCUGUGAAAAGAGGAAAGGAAUUUAUACAUGGCUUAAAUUCAACAGUUAUUUUAAACUGUUUAUUUAUGCAAAUCUGAUCAUAGCACUGUCAAAUGCAAUCAGAACAAUCGUAUAAAAUAAUAAUAAUAAUAAUAAUAAUAAUAAUAAUAAUAAUGUAGAAUAUUCUUUCAUUUGCAUGAAGGUUUAAUUUUUGGAUUAAUUUAUAUGCUGAAUAUAUUCAUAGAUUUUCUUAGAAAUCUGACAGAUUUCUGAAUGCCUAUUAUUAUUAUUAUUAUUAUUAUUAUUAUUAUUAUUAUUAUUAUUAUUAUUAUCCAAUCAUUUAUGGUGGUCUUAUUAUUGUGGGUUUAAAAAUCUUGUUUUUAAUUUUUCAUAUCAAGAUUUUUAAAUGUUUGAUAUCCUGUACCAUGAUAUUAUAUGUGUUUUAUUUUUUAUUUUUUUAAUUAUUAUUUCCGUUGUCUCAAUGCUGUGCCUCUGAACCAGACAGACCUCUAUAGCACCCGCAGUGCUACAAACCACACAAAAUCGAGCUUGUUGCAAAAGUUUUGGCACCCCCAUGCACUGUUCUGCUGUCUUGCGAUGCCACUUGUCAGGCAGUUUCCGCUAUCGAGCUGUCACUGCCUCCUGCAUUAGCAAAGCACAUGGCCUCAUAUUUGAGUGUGUAGGGAUCAAGAUAACAAGGGCAACCAACCAACCGGAUUGUUAUUAUGCUCAGCUUUUCUAGUCAGCACACAGUGUUGCUAUUUGGGCUAAAAUGAACAAAUGUUUGCGGGUGAUUUGAUGAUUUAUAGAGCCAUUUAGCUUGAAAAAAAAGAAGGUAUUUUAAUCAAUCUCAUGUUGACAAAUUGAAAAUUGUGCUUCUAAAUGAGAUUAAUAUAAAUUUUUAAACAUAGUAUUACAUGAUACACAAAAUGCUCUUAAUGAUGUUUCACUUUCAAACUGACCUUCUCAUUUAAUAUUACAAUACAGUGGAACCUGGGCAUACGAAUGAUCUCACUUACAAAUUUUCCCCAUAAGAUUGAAAUUUUGCAAGAAAUUUGCAUCGGUAUAUGAACAAACCGAAGGUUUGCGCGUACGUCCAGGUGCCGUUCAUAACUUAGCGUCUGUGGAAAGCCAGGCAAAGCCAACCCGAACCGAGUUUACGAAUUUUUAUCAGUCAGCAAAAGCUAUUUGGAAAGAGUCAACCCACGAUACCAACCCUGCCUUCAGCAUGCGUUCAAAAGCGAAGUGAUUUUUCGGGCGUUUUUUUGUUUACAGAUUAGUGGCGUGAGUGGUCUGUUCUAUUUUUAGCCCAAGCUUGGUGGCACGACUUCCUGUGAGGACCCUCCACAUGGAAUGCUUGGCUUGGGUCAGUUCUGUGUGUUUGUAAGCAACCAUACAGUUUCCAUACGCUUCGUAUUUAGUCAUAUUUUGGGGUGGCUGGAACAGAUUAUCUGCAUUUACAUUAUUUCUUAUGAGAAAAUUCAUUUCAAUACAAAUUCUCACCUAAAGACCAAUUAAAUUUGUAUGCCGAGGUUCUACUGCAUUACUGAUUAUCUUCUUCGCAUUGAUCUUCAGGAAAACUUAGCGUUGAUCAUGUGACUUGUAGAGUGAUCCAAAUAUUUUAUAGGGUUGAAGUAACCAGGAUGAGUUCCUGAACUAUAUAAUGGAUGAAUCAUAACAAGAUAUUAAAUUGAUUUACGCUUCAGUUUAAAACUACUAGGAUGUUUUCAAGCUCUUUAUAAGCUAUUUAUGUACAUAAACAUUUAUGAAGGAGACCUUCCCUGUCUUCAAAAUGCUUUUAAGCUUUACUUAACAAACAUAUUUGUAAAUGUAUUAUCAGGAGGAAUCAUGUAUGAAUCAUGGAAUCACCCGAAUAUUGAUUCAUUGGUUGGUUCAUUGCACUACUAUAAAAGAGGCCAUGAAUAUUAAAGCACUUAAUUGUCUUUGUACAGGCUACAGCUUAGUGUUUAUUUGUUUAUCAGACUGAUUUAUUAAGUAUGUUUUUGGCGGAAAUCAUUUUUUUUCCUGUGUUCAUGCUGUUAAUGUUGCAGUAUAUCAGCACUGAUGUGUGAAUUGAAGUAGAAGUGUCAAAUUGAGCCAUUUACUCUCUGGUCCUGAGUCAUUUGUUUCCUGUGAACUGGCUGAUCUGGAGUCAGCCAUCAAACCCCGAGCUCUACAGACAAAAUGAUGCACUAACCUUCUAUAGUUUGUCGUCUUGGUUUGUUUAUAUCUGUGACCACUUACAGUUCCUUAACAGUAUCUGGACAGUUAAAAAUACUCAUACAGUAUAGAGUUAUUUUUAGAUAUUCUGAACUCGAACAAGCAGUGACCAUACCAAAUAACUGUGCUGACAUCGGGCCAAGUGGAAGAGUCGAAGCUAACGGUGUGUGUUUGACAACCAGGUGCUUAUAAUGCACAUGAACAUUCUCUUGAUGUUUAGAGAUUUAUAUUUACACUUGUAUGCUGUGCCAUACACACUGUGUUGGUAUAUAAAGCCUUCCACUCUUGCCUUGGUCUUUUUAUAAAAUCUCACCAAGUUUUAAUAUAGUCCAGUGUUCAUAGUGCACUGAAGUCUAAUACUGAAGCAUCAAUAAAUUGCUUAAAGCAGA
Messenger RNA from Hemibagrus wyckioides, 5222 nucleotides. Its product is annotated as phospholipase ABHD3-like. Gene Ontology annotation, biological process: medium-chain fatty acid biosynthetic process; medium-chain fatty acid catabolic process. NCBI's taxonomy places the organism in Eukaryota, Metazoa, Chordata, Actinopteri, Siluriformes, Bagridae. The transcript has 9 exons. Bases 464 to 1687 code for a protein of 407 amino acids. Gene Ontology annotation, molecular function: monoacylglycerol lipase activity; acetylesterase activity. The record is from RefSeq and is a predicted model, not a curated record.